Messenger RNA from Amborella trichopoda, 1762 nucleotides. RefSeq names its product grpE protein homolog 2, mitochondrial. NCBI's taxonomy places the organism in Eukaryota, Viridiplantae, Streptophyta, Magnoliopsida, Amborellales, Amborellaceae. Gene Ontology annotation, cellular component: PAM complex, Tim23 associated import motor. The record is from RefSeq and is a predicted model, not a curated record. Gene Ontology annotation, molecular function: protein homodimerization activity; protein-folding chaperone binding; adenyl-nucleotide exchange factor activity. Gene Ontology annotation, biological process: protein folding; protein import into mitochondrial matrix.
GUUUGAUAGAAAAAUAAAAAAUAAAAAAAUAAAAAAAUGGGAACGCCCUUUUCCUCCGUUUACCUUGCACCUUCAAUAUCCCAACACUGAACGGCAAACUUUCACCCCUCGAAGCGCUCUCUCUCGCCGCGCUUGUGAGCUUCCUUCCCUUCUCUGUCCCAUCCGAGCUUCUGUUCUCUCUCCUCCCUUCUUUGUUCUCAUUCCGCGAGCAUUCCUCGAGGAAGAGAAAGCCCGUGAAGCCCGUGAAAACCUAGAGAGAGAGAGAGAGCCAUCUUUGACAAUUGUUAGCAAUAGAGGAUGAAAAUUUUUAGGGUUCUUCCAAGACUUCUGAGGAGUGGUGUUGCUUCACAGUCACGAAACCUCUUAUCUCAGAGACAUGCUUUCCUCUGUGGAGGUCAUGUGAUUCCGCAACUCGAACGACCUCUAUACAAGGUUUCCUAUUUAUCAUCGCGAGUUUUGUGCCACUCCCACAUUGGGACUUUUGCUCGACAUCACUCCUGGUUUUCGUCAUCUGCAUCACCUCAGACAAAUCAGAAGGAGACCAGCCAGGUUGUAGAUGAAACAACAACUUCUAAACACAAUGAUAAGACCUCUGAGAACAUUUCUCAUGAUAAGAACGAAGCCGAGUCGACAAAGAAAGAAGGGAGCAAUGGUGAUGCUGCAGCACAUGUUGGAGAGUCAGGUUCUCAUGUUGAAACUGACCUUUCAAAGUCAGAUUCUGGCAAGAAGAGGAGGAAAAGUACUAAACGAAUUGCACUUUCUGAUUCAGAUGCUGAGGAUGAAUUAUCUGUUGAUGAUCUGGUUAAACUAGUAGCUGAAAAGGAGGAGUUACUGAAGGAAAAACAAAAGGAAAUUGAAAAGAUGCAAGAAAAAGUUCUUCGUAGCUAUGCAGAGAUGGAGAAUAUUAUUGAAAGGACAAAGCGUGACUCAGAGAAUUCAAAAACGUUUGCUAUUCAGAACUUUGCAAAGGGCUUGUUAGAUGUUGCAGACAACUUGGGGAGAGCAUCCUCAGUUGUUAAAGUUGACUUCUCAAAGAUUGAUCAGUCUAAGGACUCUGUUGGUGCUGUGGCACUACUUAAAACCCUUCUAGAAGGAGUUGAGAUGACUGAGAAGCAACUUUCAGAGGUGUUGAAGAAAUUUGGAGUGGAGAAGUUUGAACCUUUAAAUGAGGCAUUUGAUCCCAAUAAGCAUCUUGCAGUUUUCCAAGUUCCCGAGCCCUCAAAGCCGCCUGGUAUUGUUGUUCAUGUUUUAAAGUCUGGAUACACACUUUAUGAUCGGGUUAUGCGCCCUGCUGAAGUUGGUGUUACAGAGGCUGUAAGCAAUGAGGCAGAAGGAAGUUCAGAGGCAUGAAAAAUAUUUGGGUCUUGAUAUUUAAAAUAUUUUCCAUAUAGUUUAUUUAUUUGGGAAACCUGUAUAUUGAGUAAGAUAUUGAGCUUUUUUUCUAUUUUGGUUGAGGUUGUCUCUCAAAUUUUGCUAACAUUUAGGAUAGGCUUAUUUAAACUAAAUCAUGUGUUUUGCACCGUGGGCAGUGGAGGAAAGUUACGGUUUUGUAGACAGAUAUGUAGAGCACUGUAAUUUUUCUGCCACAAUUUUGGUUGCUUGCAUUUUAGUUUUUAUGUUCAUUCUUUUUACCAGUAGUGGUGAUCUUGAUCUCAGUUGUUUAGUUGGACAGAAAAUAAUUCUUUUUGGUUAGCACCAAUUGUAUUUGAAUGUAUUCUAGCAAGAUUGUGUAUGGGUUUUAAUUUAUGGAUCUGUUCAAGUC